CAAACCCUGUAUAUUACUAAAAGUGAUAGAUAAAAGUAAGUCUAAAUAAUACAGCAGUAAUAAGCUAACCCCAAUCUCACAGAACAAUAUAAACAUCAAAAAUUUUGUAAUUUAUACAGAGGUGAGUCCAAUUUCCUAUUUUGUUUCAUCAUGCGGAUAUUAUGGUUGGUUACAAUUUGCACACUUCUGAGCUUUGCUUCUUGUAAAAUUAUUUGCAACAACUCCAAAGAAAGUAAAUGUAAAUGUUUUGGUCGUCGCAUACAGUGUCGUACAAAAAUUCAGGAUGAUAUUAUUAUUGAUGUUGACAACUUUGUUAUUGACAUUGAGUGUCCAACUGAAUUAAAAAAUUUCCACAUUAACAAAUUUCCAAACGUGACACUUGAUAGGAACAUUACAGUAUUAAAUAUGCGAUAUUGUCCGCUACCGCUAAAUGAUUUCAAAGAAAUUUUUGACUGGUUUUCGAUACAAAAUAUGGAUACAUUUAGAUUUUACCACUCAAAUUUGAACGGCACGGUCUUAAGAAAAGAAUAUUUUCAGUCUUUCGACACUUUGAGACAUUUAAUCCUCACCUAUAACGGAAUUAAAAAUUUAGACAAAAACUUUUUUGCAAAUAUGACACAACUAAGGCUUCUAGAGCUCCAGAAUAAUAACAUCAACCUGACAAAAAACAUAUUCAAAAAUUUGCAGUAUUUAAAAUACUUGGAUUUGUCCUAUAACAACUUACAAUAUGUACCUUAUGGAGUAUUUCAAGCUGUAAGAACGUUGACAAAUUUGCAUUUGAGGGGCAACCAGCUGACCAAAAUCGACGAUUUUAUUUUCGCCGGACUUUUAAACUUACGAUUGCUAGAACUAGGCUUUAACAAAAUAGAAACGAUAACCGAAAAUGCAUUUGCCACUCUUAAAGAUUUGACACAAAUUAAUCUCUCAUCCAAUUCUCUUACAACACUACCUAGGAGACUGUUUCAAAGAAAUAAAAAUCUAACCAAAGUGUAUUUGAAGAAGUGUAAUUUAAGUGAGAUCCCGGAAAAUCUUUUCGAGAAUACCACAACAUUGCAAGAUCUUAUGUUGGGAAAAAAUAAUCUAGAACAAAUAUCAGAGACAUUAUUUAAAGGACUGGUGAGUCUGGAGACGAUUUUUUUGUAUGACAACAAAAUAAAAUCAAUCUCACAUUUGUUUAAAGGACUUGAACAAAUUACAUUGUUGUAUCUACAAGAUAAUUUAAUUGAGGAAUUAUCAAGUGAAACUUUUGCCGACUUGAUCAAUUUGAAAGAAAUUAACUUAAAGGGAAAUAGAAUUAAACAAAUUCACUCCCUUGUUUUUUCAAAGAAUCACAAAUUAAAAAGUGUUAUUUUGUCCCAUAAUGAGAUAGAAGAUAAUUUUGAAACCGUCAUAACUUCAACACAAACAAACAGUUUGAUUAACUGGAAUUUGAAUCACAACCGAAUACAGCAAAUAAAGCUAGAAAACUUGCAAAACGUAUCUAUAAGACUCGAUUACAACAAUAUCACAGUUGUUGACCUAAAAGACAUAAAAGUAAAUACUACCCUAAAAAUAUCUUUUAAUGAGAAUCCAAUUAUUUGUAAUUGCCGUAAUUACAAUCUGCUAAAUCAUCUCAAAAAUCAAUCAAAAAGUAAUUUGACAAUAACUGCCAAAAAUGUUACAUGUUUUGGUUCUCAAGAAGUAAAAAAGACUUUUGAAAAUCUUGAAUUAUCGAGUCUUGUCUGUUCUCUGGAAGAAAUUUCAAAAAAUUUUACCGAGUGUCCUAAAAAUUGUUCAUGCAUUUGGAGACCUUUUGACAAUUCUGUAGUGAUUAACUGUUCAAAUAAAUCACUCGCGGAGUACCCACAAAUUGACUUAACUCAGUUCAAGAAUUUUAAUUAUAGCGAAAUUGAACUACACCUUGAAAAUAACGAAUUGGAAACAGGCCCCAUGAACCACUUUAGUUAUGUCAAUAUCACAAAAUUGUUUCUUUCAAACAAUAAAAUUAAGACAAUUAAUUGGGUACCACCAAGGCUCAAGUCACUACAUUUGGACCAAAACCACAUCAGUAAAAUUCCUCCUAAAGUCAUUGAGAUUUUAAACAGAACAGAUUUAGUAAAUUUAACCUUAAAUAACAAUCCUUGGUUGUGUGAUUGUAAUGCUGAAAUUUUGGCCCAAUUUUUGCGCACAGUUCCGGCGCUUUCUACUAACAUUUAUUGCGCUAACACAACCCUUCGCUUCAUUGAUAUGAAAAGAGAAGAUUUUUGCAAAAGCCAAACUUUCCUCUAUUUGACAACAGUUAUCAUCUCACUCCUUCUCAUUUCAGCCCUUUUCGCCAUUUUCUACUACCGGUACAAACAAAUGAUCAAAAUCUGGCUGUUGUCCCACAACUUAUCUUGGCUCAGUGAGGAAAACCUUGACAAAGACAAAAUCUACGACGUUUUUAUCAGUUACUCACACAAAGACGAAGUUUUUGUUCGAGAUCUCAUAUCAUUCCUCGAAAACGAUCCUGACUCUUUCAAAGUUUGUGUACAAUAUCGAGAUUGGAUUCUUGGAGAAGAUAUCACGACCCAAAUCACCAAUUCGGUAUUAAAAUCACGCAGAACUCUGAUGGUACUUUCAAAGAAUUUUCUGGAAAGUAAAUGGGGUAAAAUGGCGUUUAGGACUGCACAUACGCAAGCUCUGAGUGACGGGAUAAAUCGAGUUGUGAUACUUUGGUAUGAAGAUGUUGAAGUUGAGAAGUUAGAUGAUGAGGAAUUGAAGGUGUAUUUGAAGACUAGAACUUAUGUUAAGUGGGAAGAUAAGCACUCUAGGAAAAACUUGAGAAAUGCGUUGCGACGGACUAGAAACUGGAGGCAAAAAACAGAAGUCCUAGAAGAUGAAGAUAUGUUAAUACAGCCCCUUUAAACAUUUUUUCUUUUUUGUAUUUAUGCAUCUAAGUAUUAUUUUUUUUUACUUUUGUAAUAAUUUGAUUUGUCGAAUACAUUUUUGUACGAUGUGAGCAAA
Molecule: messenger RNA, 2985 nt
Organism: Tribolium madens (black flour beetle)
Lineage: Eukaryota; Metazoa; Arthropoda; Insecta; Coleoptera; Tenebrionidae
Product: protein toll-like
Exons: 5
Coding region: 151-2886 (911 amino acids)
Biological process (GO): signal transduction
Molecular function (GO): protein binding
Source: RefSeq, a predicted model, not a curated record